GCCCGGACCCCUUGAGAAUGUGGAUAAACUCACAAGCAACUAUUGCGUCCUAUGGCGCUACAUAUGAUCCAAUACAUUGUAGUAUGGUACAUAUUACAUACAUCCUUUCGUCUUCCCCCAUCAACAUGAAAACCACCAUAACAACUACACCAAGCAGCUCCCCUUCGCCAUUAAUUCAGCCUCCAAAACUCAGAACUUUGUUCCCCGAGAGAUUUCACUCAAUUCCUCAAUUCAAACACCUGGCUGCAGCUGUAAACCCAGCUUCAAGAGCCGCAUCCGGGCUGAGAUGCAGCAAAAACGGCAGCCCGCCAUCGGCAAGUGGAAAUGAGGGCAAUUUGAAGGAUUUGCUGUCUGGUAUGGUGGACGAGAGGGUAGAUGAACUCUUGAGCAAAGAGGAGAACAAGGGUUUGUUGGACGGGCUGGAGCAAGCCUCCAGGAGAGUUGAAAUUGCCAGGCGAGAGCUUGCCGAGAUAAAAAAGCAGGAAAUUGAGGCCAAGGCUAUGAGGGAUUACGUUAAUCACCUCGAAUCAAGAGCCUCUGAGAUUGCAGAAUGCCAGAAAGAAAUAUCGGAAGCAAGGGCAAUGGUGGAAGAAGCUGAAAGGUCAUUGACAGACCAAAGGAGGAAAGCCUCAAAAGAUGACGAGAGAUUGGAGUCUGUUAAAGCUGCUUCAUUAUCUGCCAUCAUCGGCACACUUGCCGAGCUCCCCAUUUCCUUAACUCGAGUUACCAGCAACUCCGAACUCUUACUUCCUCUGGCCAUUACCUUUGUUAGCUGUGCAUUGUUUGGGGUAACUUUCAGAUAUGCUGUCAGAAGAGACUUGGACAAUUUCCAGCUAAAAUCUGGGACUUCUGCAGCCUUUGGAUUCGUUAAAGGGCUCGGUAUGCUGGGUGGUGGACCACCGUUGGAUUUGGAAGCCGGCAGCUUUCUCUCGCAUGCUUUUAGUGGAGUUGCUCUGGACUUCUGCAUUAAGUUGAGAAUUCUAAGUCCAUUUCCAAUUGAUCCAUCCAUCCUUUCCAAGGACAUAUGAACUAAUUGAACACAUAAAUAUCAUUUUGUGAUCUUUAGAGGUGCCAUAUCAAAUUAAUUUUCUUUCCGGUUUUGUUAUAGUUUGUUUUGUUUUGUUUUGUCUCUUGUGAAAAUAUAUAGAAAAUUGAAUGUGUAUUGUCGGAUAAAAAAAAAUUAUAUUUGCAACUGUACUGCAGGUUUUUGGGGACUUGUGACCUACUUUUCAAUUAUUUUAUCUUUAUUAGUUAUUUAGUAUUUAUAUUUUAUGAUUGUUUUGUUCCACUUGAAAUAUCUAAAGCUUUAUAAACACUAUCUCUACCUGGUCAAGUUGCCUGAGUUUUUAUCUUU
Messenger RNA from Striga asiatica, 1354 nucleotides. The record is from the annotation of a GenBank genome assembly. Lineage: Eukaryota; Viridiplantae; Streptophyta; Magnoliopsida; Lamiales; Orobanchaceae.